Messenger RNA from Striga asiatica, 906 nucleotides. Lineage: Eukaryota; Viridiplantae; Streptophyta; Magnoliopsida; Lamiales; Orobanchaceae. The record is from the annotation of a GenBank genome assembly.
AUGAAUUGCAAUCUGGCUGGACCAUGCUUCAUUUACAUAGUCGUGUGGCACCAUCAUCGUCUCCCCGAUCUGGCACGACCAAGCCUCCCUCCAUUCACAAUGGUUCAAAUCGCGGAUGACCUAAUCCUUACUUGUACGAGUUCAUUGUUGGUCGUUAGGCUUCGCAAUCCGACGAGACUAAGUUGCCUCACGCUUGUCGCAUCUAGUUACCUCAGGCUGCUGUACUUGAACUUCUGCGUUCUCCUUGGCUACGUCUUUGCCACUAUAUGUAUCCGUUGGUCCUCUUGCUAUCGUUUUAUUCACGCCCCUCUAUGGCGGCAUGUCCUCCUAUUCUUCAGUCAGUCUAAGCCUUUCUAUGAGCUCACUAUCGUCUCUCUUCUCUUUCUCUCCUAUGUAAAAUUCCUUGAGGUGCCCAGCUCAUAUGAGCUCUUCCAUCACGACCUUGAGUUCCCUAAUAUGAUUAGCCAAAUGUCCAUACUCCCUGUGUAUCAACAAUAUGGAUCACCACCUGAAAGCAUGUACUCUCUCCUCCUUGGAAUGUGGUUAGGGCAAGCAAUGAUCCCCCCACAUUUUCAAGACCCCAAACACUUUCUUCUAGAGCACUACUCGUCCGAUGAAGCUUCAUUGACUCAAUUUAGAGUUGAUCGUUUUAAUAUCUGCUUUAAUCCUCCCCGUCCUCCCCUUCUAGAAGCAAAUCAUAUCAUUCUUCGGGGCCCAUCCUCCUCUUCGCCUAUCGGCCGCUGCUUGCUCCCCUCCGCCUCGGCCGCAACUUGCUCCCCUCCUAUGACCAUGGGCGGCGUUCUCCUUCGCGCUCUACUCAUUUGCCUGUGGGGUGGUUCCCGACGCCAACGGAUUGUCUGCAUCUCGGAGCCACCAGAAUCGCCACCAAUGUCACCCUUGCUUUGA